This is a messenger RNA of Suhomyces tanzawaensis NRRL Y-17324, 3750 nucleotides long. It is a transcript of the gene TIP120, whose product is annotated as Tip120p. The transcript has 2 exons. The record is from RefSeq and is a predicted model, not a curated record. The coding region runs from base 1 to 3750 and encodes 1249 amino acids. Lineage: Eukaryota; Fungi; Ascomycota; Pichiomycetes; Serinales; Debaryomycetaceae. Gene Ontology annotation, cellular component: nucleus. Gene Ontology annotation, biological process: protein ubiquitination; SCF complex assembly.
AUGCAAGAUAUCAAUCUCAAAGUGCUCAUAGACAAGGCCUUGGACGUGGAUCCGGAUCUUCGGUUCAUGGCCUUGGAAGACUACCGGAAAUAUCUCGAAUCCUCCAAGCCUCAGCCCUCGAAUCUAGGAGGAUACAAUGCCAUUGAAGGAUUCAUCCCCACCCUCUUCCGACUCUUACAGGACCACAAUUCAGAUGUACAGAGCCAGGCAAUCAAGUCGUUUGCCCCCACUGUGCGUUACUUGAGCAAUGAAGCAACCCUUAAAGUAAUUGAUCAGUUGUAUACCUUGAUCUUGCAAGAGAAUGCAAAAUCCAGAGACAAGGGCCAAUUCAAAAGCUUCACCACCUCCAUUCCCAAUAUGGCCUUGAGGUCGAUUUUUGACACCACCAACGAGCACCCUGAAGGUCAGGAAGACUCAAAAAAGACCAGAUCAAACUCCAAAUUCGAUGCUAAGCUCGCUAGGGCAAUUAUAAACAAGUUGUUGCCGCAAUUGAUCAAGAACGAUAUCACGUAUGAUUCCAUUGAAAUUCUCAUUGACUUGAUCAAGAACUUAGGGUCAUCCCUCACCAGCGACGAACUUUACAAUUUGUCUUUAUUUCUCAUCGAAAUAUCCUUUAAAGAGGCGGGAAUCAUCAGCAAAAGAUCGAUUCAUGGUUUCAGUUUGUUAUUUAAGCAUGUCGUUCGGGAGCAGGAUUUGAACAACUCAAUUCGUUCCAUCCAUAACCACGACCUCAAGCAAGGAAGCCGUGACACCAUCAUUAUCAAGUCUCAGUUGUAUUCCGUCCUCAUGAGUAGUCCCUUAUUAAUUGAGGCCGAGCUUUUGAGUGAAAUAUUUAAGGAAAUAUCCCUUAAUUUGAAGUUGUCGCAGGAAUUAAACCAUGAUGAGGACUUGGACUAUGACAGGUUGUUGGAGGACAAUCUUAUUCGUGAAGACUCCUUGUUCGUGUUGAAUAAUUUAGUCAAGUCCAACAACGAUAUUAGCAAUUUUGAAAAUGAAAUCUUCAAAAUUAUCAAGUUCUUCAUCACAUAUAACCCAUUAUUUCAUGAAGAUGAUGACGAUGAGAUGCUUGAUAUGGAUGACGAUGACAAAGAUAUUGAAUUCAGUGACGAGGAAAACGAGGCCGACGGAGACGAUGAUGACGACGGAUCUUGGAAGUUAAGAAUGAGGUCUUCUAUCCUAAUCAGGUCGUUCUUGAAUAAGUUCCCUAGCUCCAUUGAUUUGAUCUACCUGGGAAUAUUUAACCAGAUUCCAAUUGAUGAUCGUAACGAAUUGGUUUUCAACGAAGCAAUCAAAGCCGUCAUUUUCAUCAUUGACAAUACGCUCGAAAGACGUGAUGAAAGCUUCCAGUUUAUUGAAAAGAAAAUUGUGGAUAAGCUUCUAGUCAAUACCCAACAUAAUCAAUUGCCCAAGGUAUUAAAGUUAAUUGAAAGUUUGAAUAGAUUUGACGAAAAGGCUUUAGUUGAAACAACUUUCAGCAAGUUCAAACAAUUGCAAUUGGUAACUGAUGGAUCGCUCCAUUACUUAAACUUUUACAGAAACGUUUUGGAAGUUUCUGCGAAACAGGAUUCAUUAUCUGACCCAAUCGUCGAAUACAUCGCUGGCGACUUGGUUAAAUCGCUUGACAAUAAAUCUUUCAAUGUUAUAAUUGAGAGUAUCAAAAUUUCGAAUAUGUUAUACAAGAACGCAAAUCGUGGAAAAAUAACAAAAUCCCAGAUUGAGCUGAUUGUAAACUCAUUGGUUACAAAGGUUGAAAAUAACAAAGUCUACUCCAGUGACCUUGUUCAAUUAUCUAUCCAGAGUCUUGGUGAGCUUUUGCUUAACAACCUCUACAGCGAUUACGCCAAGCUCAUUAAAGUAUUCAAGAAAUCCAUUUGUGGUGAGACUACCGUCAGAGUGACUCUAGAGACACUUAUUCAACUUUCUUCAGUAAAUCAUGAAAUAUUUGAUGCUGACGACUUUCAACAUAAUCUUUUGGAGAGACUUAACGAGCUUAUUGUAUCCCGUGAUGAGUCAAUUCAAAAUCUAGCUAUGUCAUUACUUGUCCACUUGUUGAACAAAGCAAAAUUUGAUGUCAACGCAGAUUCUGGUUUGGUAGGCAACCUAAUUACCGUAUUAACCACAUCAGAUUCCUCAGCACUCAAUGAUUCGGAUAAUGUUUUUGAAAUAUUGACAACGUUGUAUAGCAAGACUGCAUUUAGUCUGGAGGAUACAAAUUUGAUAAUUUCCUCUAUAAUCACUUUGGUCAAUAGUGAAAAGAUACAGCGGAACAACCAGUGGUUCAAUUCAUUGAUCUCCAAUUUGGCACAUGAUAAUCCCGUCAUCUACGAACGGUUCAAACUGGAGUUAAACUUAGGUAAUCAAGUCAGUUCCAAAAUAUUAGCCAUAGUUUGUGUUGAGAAUAACUUACAUGAUCAAGUCGCUCAAUAUGAGGAGCUCUUACUUCGAUUGAUCGAAAACAAAUCCUCAAGAUCACCAACCAGCUCGGAAUUGGCUUUCUCUAUUCAAUUUCUUGGAAACGUUGGUGAGUCUCGUCCGUUGGAAAAAGUAAACAUCACCCACCUUUUACAACUAGUUGAUGAGACUAAGCUGAAUCACGAAGAUGCGGUGAAGAAAACCGCGGCAACAGCAAUUGGUCGUUUAGUCAAAUAUUCCGUGAGUGAACAAUUUGAGAAUUUGAUGGAUUAUUAUCAACAACCGUCUUUUGAAAGAUCUAGAAGCUAUUUGGUUCAGUCUUUCAAGGUGUUCUUAAAUGAACUCGAUGAGGCUCACCUUGAUACAUUGUGGAAGCAAGUGUGGCUGGUUCUUAGAACUCUUGAGUUUGACCACUCUCUAUGUGGAGAGUUGAGAAACUCGGGUGAUCUACUCAGUGAAAUAGCCUUGAGGAAAGAGUCUUACAUCAACGAGAUUAUUGCCAAUUCUGAGAAUGAAUUAUCCAAUGUUGAUUCCAGUUCUUCCCUGGUCUCCACCUCAUUGGUAUACACAACAAUCGUUAUCUCAAAAAAGCUUCUCAAUAAACUCCAACCAUCAGAAUCCAAUAGCAUUAUCUUAAAAUCACUCGUGAGUCUUUCCAUAAAAUGGCUAGCCAUUCUUAAUAUUGAUAUCAAACAAUUAAUCAUUGGUAACUUACUCACGGGUUUGCACAGUCAACCAAGUUUAAUCCUUGAAAAUCUCAAAGUCUUGAUUUUACCUAGUGUUUUUGAUCAAUUAAAGGCUAAACCCGAAUUCAAGAAGACUAUUCCUAUGGGUCCUUAUAAAUUUGUUAUUGAUGAAGGAUUGGAAAUACGUAAGUUGUGUUACGAAUUUUUGUACACUUUAAUUUCUUUGGACUCAUCAGAACUAAAGGGAAGCACCAUUGACUUGUACGAGAUCUUAGUUAAUAUUAUCAACCAAGGAUUGGUUGAUGAGCAGAAUGAUAUAAUUGUUUUAGCAUGUUUGAAUCUAAUCAACUUUGUGACAAGUCACGAAUCAUUCUUUAGAAGCCUGAUUUUGCUCAAUGAUGGAGACUUAUCAACCAAGAUAAUCACCAAUGUUCAAGUGCAGCUUAACAAAAAGCUUUCGGCCAAGGCCUCAAGCCAAGAUGUGGAAAGUUAUGAGGAGAAGAUAAAAUCCAUUGUGAAAUUGAGUAAACAGGUUUAUCAAAUUGUCCACUCCUAUGAUGGUUUGCAAGAUCAAAAAAUACCACUUGAGUGGAACGAAUUGAUCAUGGAUAUCAAAGGUAGAUUUCCAACCUUCUAUAAUGCUUUAGACUAG